Molecule: messenger RNA, 5091 nt
Organism: Ostrea edulis (European flat oyster)
Lineage: Eukaryota; Metazoa; Mollusca; Bivalvia; Ostreida; Ostreidae
Product: SCO-spondin-like
Exons: 27
Coding region: 1-5091 (1696 amino acids)
Molecular function (GO): protein binding
Source: RefSeq, a predicted model, not a curated record
AUGGAGGGAAUAAAUGUAGCAAAAGUGAUGGAGGAGAACGACUCUUUAACACACGAACGUGGUGGUGGCCUAAUACAAUGUGCUGCAGCGUUCCUUGUGUCGGUAGCUGUCGUUUUAGGAGCUCCAGAUAACAGAGGAACUGAGUUUGUUAUUGGUUACAUGGAGAACAAUGGCGUCCGGAUAAAUGUGGAGCUUUUUGUCACCACCUCUCGCACCACCACAGUCAGUGUAACAGUGGACUCGCCGAAAUGUUCUAACCCUCGGAUUUCUAGUUCCUUCACAGUCACAGCAGGACAGGUCAAACAGCUGUUCUUCGAUCCCAACAUCCGGAUGUCUGGGUCUAGUAAGUCCAGUAAAGGCAUUCGGGUGAAGGCCACGGAUGAAGUGGUCAUUUACGGCGUCAACAAAGAAACGUAUUCAUGUGACGGCUUCGUAGGUUUGCCGAUAGAUGUCCUUUCUGACGAGUACUACAUUGUCACGUGGUACCCUCCCGUCUACCAGACUGAGUUGUUAAUUGUGGGGGUUGAAGACUCUACAUCCGUCAGUAUCACGGUCAGUCAGCAUAUCGGGAGUAAAUAUAUUUCUUAUGGUGGUAAAAACUAUUACAAAGGAAAUGUGGUGAAAGAAACCCUUCACAAAUACGACACGUGGCAAUUGACCUCCAAAGGCGACCUCACAGGAAGUUACGUCAAAUCUACCAAACCAGUGUCUGUCUUCUCCGGAAACAAGAAAACCAGAAUAGGAUCCGGUGGUUCGUCUGAUCACUUAGUAGAGCAGGCGUUUCCUGUAAAUACUUGGGGGAAAAACUUCGCUACAGUCCCCAUUCCAAAGCGAUCGGUUGGAGAUUACUUCAAAUUCAUUGCCAGCGAAGACAACACUAGAGUGACCAUUUCAGGAGGAUAUAGCUCCACCUUUACAAUCAGCAAGGCUGGGUAUAUGGCCGAGAAGCUGAUUUCAUCCUCGGCGUAUUGCAAGAUUGUGGCAGACAAACCAAUUAUGCUGGUCCAAUUCGUACAAUCCCAAAGGAGCUCGUCUGAGAAAUCUGACCCCGCCAUGAUGAUUAUUCCACCCUCCGAGCAAUAUGGUGCUGAUUACACGUUCAGUACACCUAAAUACUCUCUUGGAUCCUACAACAACUACUUCAUGUUCAUUGUAGAGGACUCCCAAAAGUCCGGGCUGCGAAUCGAUGGAAAUGCCUUUCCCAGCGGCACCAGGUACAACAAAAUCUCGGGAACAUCGUUAGUGGGCGGAUACAUUUCGGUGUCAGAGGGAACACAUACGGUUAGGCAUACAUCCCCCAUUGCCAUCUUCGGUGGUUUCUUGUAUGGACAAGCUAAUUACGAGACCUAUGGUUUUACCACUGGUAUGAGAAUGGCCAAAGUCAACUCAGUUUGCAUUCCUACGCCGACUGUCACUGGAGACGGUAUUGACAACGAUUGUGACGGGAAGAUUGACGAAGAGCUCUGUACUCCAGAAAACAAAAACAAAGAUGAUGACGGUGAUGGAAAAGUAAAUGAAGACUGUGCAAAGCCCCCGCCAGUUGAUGGUCAGUGGGCUAGUUGGUCCUCUUAUGGUGCAUGCUCAGUGACUUGUCAACCAACUUCCGGCAGUGUAUCUGGAACUAAAACUCGAACACGAAGCUGUUCGAAUCCGGCUCCGGCUUAUGACGGAAAACAAUGUGCUGGAUCCGGAAGUCAAACUGUGACUUGUACUCCAAGCAAUGCAUGUCGAGUUGAUGGGAAAUGGGGAUCCUGGGGAUCGUAUGGUGCAUGCUCUGUGACAUGUGGCAGUGGCUCAAAAUCACGCACAAGAUCUUGCAACAAUCCAGCGCCAACAGGCGGCGGAAGUAACUGUCCAGGAAGUUCUACGUCAUCAGCCACAUGCACUCUGUCUGCCUGUCCAAUUGACGGUAAUUGGGCUUCGUGGGGAUCGUAUGGCUCUUGUACCGUGUCAUGUGGUGGCGGAUCACAAACGAGAAGUCGAUCUUGCUCCAAUCCCUCUCCUCAACAUGGCGGAAGAUCUUGUUCCGGGUCUUCCUCUUCAUCACAAAGCUGUAACACACAUAAUUGUCCAAUUGACGGUAAAUGGGCGUCCUGGGGGUCAUACGGGAGCUGCACUGUGACCUGUGGCGGCGGUACCCAAUCACGAAGCAGGACAUGUACAAACCCCGCCCCCCGUUACCUAGGAAAGAAUUGCGUGGGGUCUUCCACCUCAUCACAGAGUUGUAACACUCAUAACUGCCCAAUUGACGGCAGCUGGGGCUCCUGGGGAGGGUGGGCAAGCUGUACAGAGACAUGUGGUGGCGGAAUCCAGUCCCGAUCCCGAUCCUGUAGUAACCCCACUCCACAAUAUGGCGGUGCUUAUUGUCAAGAUUUCUCCUCCAGCACCCAAGCAUGUAACACGCACAACUGUCCCAUUAACGGGGCCUGGGCGUCAUGGAACUCAUGGGGUACGUGUACUGUGACGUGUGGGGGAGGUCAACAAACACGUGCACGUAGCUGUACCAAUCCAGCUCCUCAAUACGGCGGCUUGAAUUGUCCCGGAUCUACGACGUCCAACCAGGCCUGUAACACACAAAACUGUCCUAUUGAUGGCGGAUUCUCUAAUUGGGGAUCAUGGGGAACCUGCACGGUGACUUGUGGGGGAGGGACACAGCAGCGCACGCGCAGUUGUACUAAUCCUUCUCCACGCUAUGGAGGUGCCCUGUGUUCGGGUGCGACGAGUCAGACUCAGAACUGUAACACCCAAGUCUGUAUCAUCGAUGGAAAAUGGUCGUCUUGGUCGUCGUAUAGCGCAUGUUCCGUAACAUGUCAGCCGACGUCAAGAACAGUGUCUGGAACUAAAACUCGAACUCGAACCUGUUCAAAUCCGGCCCCUGCUUAUGACGGAAAACAAUGUUCUGGAACUGGAAGUGAAACAGUUUCUUGUACUCCAACAAAUCCCUGCCGAGUUGAUGGGAAAUGGGGUUCUUGGGGUUCCUAUGGCUUUUGCUCUGUGACCUGUGGAAGUGGAACGAAAUCCCGCGUGAGAUCCUGCAACAAUCCAGCGCCAGCAGGUGGCGGAAGUAAUUGUCCAGGAAGCUCUACGUCAUCCGCCACGUGUACUCUGUCUGCCUGCCCUAUCGAUGGUAAUUGGGGUAACUGGGGAUCCUAUGGAAGCUGCACUAAGUCUUGUGGCGGAGGAACACAAUCAAGAAGUCGAUCCUGUUCAAGCCCCGCCCCCCAAUAUGGUGGAAAAUCUUGUUCUGGGUCCUCCUCUUCGUCACAGAGCUGUAACACGCAUAAUUGUCCUAUCCAUGGUAACUGGGCCUCCUGGGGUUCUUACGGAGCAUGUUCUCUCACAUGCGGUACAGGAAGACAAACAAAAAGCAGAACAUGUUCCAAUCCGGCACCCCAAUAUUCCGGAAAUGAUUGUGCCGGAUCAUCAACAGCUUCCCGUGAUUGUAACACACACAACUGUCCAAUCAAUGGUAAUUGGGGUAGCUGGGGAUCCUAUGGAAGCUGCACCAACACUUGUGGCGGAGGAACACAAACGAGAAGUCGAUCCUGCUCAAACCCCGUCCCCCAACAUGGCGGAAAAUCUUGUUCUGGGUCCUCCUCUUCGUCACAGAGCUGUAACACGCAUAAUUGUCCUAUUGACGGUAAAUGGGCGUCCUGGGGUUCCUAUGGAGCGUGUACACUCACGUGUGGAGGUGGAACACAGAGAAGAAGCAGAACAUGUUCCAAUCCGGCGCCACAAUAUCUGGGGAAAAAUUGUCCCGGGUCCACGGUCUCUUCAAGAAGCUGUAACACACAUUUCUGUCCUAUUGACGGUAAAUGGGCGUCCUGGGGUUCCUAUGGAGCGUGUACACUCACGUGUGGAGGUGGAACACAGAGAAGAAGCAGAACAUGUUCCAAUCCGGCGCCAAAAUAUCUGGGGAAAAAUUGUCCCGGGUCCACGGUCUCUUCAAGAAGCUGUAACACACAUUUCUGUCCUAUUGAUGGAGUCUGGACUGCCUGGGGAUCAUAUGGUUCCUGUACCGUGACCUGUGGGGGAGGGACUCAGGUCAGAAGUCGAUCAUGUACUAACCCCGCCCCUAAAUAUCUCGGAAAGGACUGUGCUGGUGACCCCACGUCUUCUCGGGGAUGUAAUACACAUCAUUGUCCAAUUGAUGGUUUCUGGGCUGGAUGGGGAUCCUGGGGUACCUGUACAGAGACAUGUGGCGGUGGAAUACAAUCCCGAUCCCGAUCCUGUAGUAAUCCCACUCCUCAAUAUGGUGGCGCUUAUUGUUCAGGGUUCUCUUCCGCUACACAAUUCUGUAACACUCAGAACUGUCCAAUCAACGGGGACUGGGAUACAUGGUCUAGGUGGGGUUCUUGCACAGUUACUUGCGGGGGAGGUACACAGACGCGCUCAAGAAGCUGUUCCAAACCUUCCCCUCAGUACGGUGGACUAGAUUGCUCAGGAUCAAAGACAUCGAGACAGAACUGCAACGCACAUAACUGUCCAAUUGAUGGCGGUUUUUCAAACUGGGGAUCCUGGGGAACCUGUACUGUGACGUGUGGCGGAGGAACCCAAACGCGCAGACGCAGCUGUACCAGUCCUACUCCACAAUAUGGCGGCGCUGAUUGCGCGGGAACUAAAUCUCAGACUCAGAACUGCAAUACACAAGUCUGUAUAAUUGACGGAGCAUGGAGUACCUGGGGAGCAUGGGGCACGUGCUCUGUAUCAUGUGGCGGUGGCAAAAGGUCACGAUCUCGAACCUGUUCUGAUCCCAAGCCAGCCAAUGGCGGGAAGUCGUGUUCUGGUUCGCUGAAGGAGUUAGGGGACUGUAACAGUCAAUUUUGUCCGACACCUGCUGCGGGAACUUAUAUACAGUUGUGUCCCAUUGGGUGGUUUACAUGUCAAUCUGGGGGAAUAACCUGUAUCGAUAAAUCAUUUGUCUGUGACUGUUCAUCAGACUGUGACGACGGAAGUGACGAAACAACUGGAUAUGCUGGCUGCUCUGGUAGUGUUAUUGCUAUGUGUGCUGAAAAUGGUACAGGGAAGUUGUUGAUAUCACCAGUCCUUGUUUUCUGUUUGGUAUUGAUGGCAAUGUAUCAGCUGUUGUAA